Messenger RNA from Coregonus sp. 'balchen', 15708 nucleotides. NCBI's taxonomy places the organism in Eukaryota, Metazoa, Chordata, Actinopteri, Salmoniformes, Salmonidae. The record is from the annotation of a GenBank genome assembly.
GGUCGCCAGUCCAGGGUUGUACCAACUUCAAUAGCACAUUUGGGGCAGGCAAUACACAGCUAAAAUUAGACGGUUAUUCUUCUGGGAAUAAGACCUAACUAAAGUUCCAGCUAAACAAGGAGGACUACCCUAUACGAGCCACAAAAGUUGGUAUUAUAGAGACUCGCACUUGCUCCUCAGUUCUCCAUUGGCGUCAUGCUGUACAACACGUUCUGAAACUCAAAAGUGGCAGUUCUGUUCGUAACGCUGGGUAAUCGCUGUACAAACCCGUACCACUGGAUUCUAUUGGAUUCUAUCCUCUGACUAGUGCUACUCACAGGCGAGAAAAUGUCUUUUUUAACCAUACCAUCCCAGGAGGGGCUUUUCACCAAGGUGAAGAAAGAGGGGUCAUCCGGAGAAGGACGGUGUUAUGAUGAAGGACAGUGUAAUUCGGAUGAAGAAUACGAAGACAGCGAGGAGACAAACGUGCGUCUCAUCCCCAGGUGCUCUCCUAUCCCAAGGAAACGCGGACGGUCCAUCUAUGAUGAGACCGCAGAGUAUCUGAAAAUCAAAGAUGCAAUUUCCAGCAGGAGAGUGUCGUUUGCCGAUACAACAGGUAGAGACCUAACCGACGUGAAGGAAUUCAUCCAAUUUGAUUCGGAUGAUGAGGAUAAUGCCAGGUGGGAAGAAGAGGAGGCAAAAUACCGAGCGAAAAUCCGUGAACCGACCUACCGCGUAAACCCGGAGUGGACCAUGCCCACUGCGGCUGCCCUUACUAAAGCAGUGCACAUUAAUAAAGUAGAGGUGGAGAGUGUGUCACCCAUUGAAGACGAGCCCCUGGCGUUUACCGGGUUUAUUCGAGUCCUUAAUAUUUCAUUUAUCAAAACUGUGUGCAUUCGAUCAACUAUGGACAGCUGGAGCACCUACUUUGAUUGUCCAGCAGAUUAUGUCCAGGGCGACGGUGAGACUGAUAAAUUUUCCUUCAAGCUCUCCUUCUGUCCACCGUAUCUUCACCAUGGGGCUCGCAUUGAGUUUGUUGUCCGUUACGAAACUCCAGAUGGCGAUUACUGGGCGAACAACUCGCACAUGAAUUACGCGGUAACUCUUCUCGUGUCCUACGAAGACGAUGUAGCACAAGAUAGCCCGUUUGAUAUGCCAGACCUUACAAGUAUCCUGAAAAGUGAAAGCAGUUACAGGUAAAUUCCCUUGAUCAUCAUCCAAACAUCCUAUCAAUCUGAUGAAGUCAAACAAAAUAGACCUAGGCCUACUUACUGUAGGCUAUGUACAGUAGGCCUAUAGCAAACAUGGAAAGGAAUAGAAUAUAAAAUAAUUGCGGAAUAAGAUAUAGGUAUACAAAAUAAUAGCAAGCCUAUAAUAAUAUGAUAAUACAAUCUGCUAUUACACUUUCACAUGAAUCACAUUUGACAAUAGUUUUGAGGGACUACUGUGGUGCUACUACAGUGAUGAAAGUUGUCUAAGGGGUUGUGAGGAAGUCAGGGUGAAAGGUCUCAGGACCACUUCUAGGAACACUUGUUCUAGUGCACUGUAAAAUUAGAAAGACUCAAAACACCAUGAUUGUGUAAUGAAACCAUGAAAAGUAGUGCAUCUAACCUGAGAGCUGUUGUUUGGAGGUUGUUUGAAUGUAAACCCACCAACAUGUACUUAAAGAGAUUCUCCGGUACUUUUGUAUACGUUUUAGCCAGUAGGUCUGAAAGUAGUGCUCACGAGCCAAAAGUGGUCCCCGAAAAUUGCAUACCAUGUCACAUAUGUGCAGAUACAGUUGAAGUCGGAAGUUUACAUACACUUAGGUUGGAGUCAUUAAAACUCGUUUUUCAACCACUCCACACAUUUCUUGUUAACAAACUAUAGUUUUGGCAAGUCGGUUAGGACAUCUACUUUGUGCAUUUUUCCAACAAUUGUUUACAGACAGAUUAUUUCACUUAUAAUUCACUGUAUCACAAUUCCACUGGGUCAGAAGUUUACAUACACUAAGUUGACUGUGCCUUUAAACAGCUUGGAAAAUUCCAGAAAAUUAUGUCAUGGCUUUAGAAGCUUCUGAUAGGCUAAUUUACAUCAUUUGAGUCAAUUGGAGGUGUACCUGUGGAUGUCUUUCAAGACCUACCUUCAAACCCAGUGCCUCUUUGCUUGACAUCAUGGGAAAAUCAAAAGAAAUCAGCCAAGACCUCAGAAAAAAAGUUGUAGACCUCCACAAGUCUCGUUCAUCCUUGGGAGCAAUUUCCAAAUGCCUGAAGGUACCACAUUCAUCUGUACAAACAAUAGUACGCAAGUAUAAACACCAUGGGACCACGCAGCCAUCAUACCGCUCAGGAAGGAGACGCGUUCUGUCUCCUAGAGAUGAACGUACUUUGGUGCAAAAAGUGCAAAUCAAUCCCAGAACAACAGCAAAGGACUUUGUGAAGAUGCUGGAGGAAACAGGUACAAAAGUAUCUAUAUCCACAGUAAAACGAGUCCUAUAUCGACAUAACCCGAAAGGCCACUCAGCAAGGAAGAAGCCACUGCUCCAAAACAGCCAUAAAAAAGCCAGACUAUGGUUUGCAACUGCACAUGGGGACAAAGAUCUUACUUUUUGGAGAAAUGUCCUCUGGUCAGAUGAAACAAAAAUAGAACUGUUUGGCCAUAAUGACCAUCGUUAUGUUUGGAGGAAAAAGGGGGUCGGCUUGCAAGCCGAAGAACACCAUCCCAACCGUGAAGCACAGGGAUGGCAGCAUCAUGCUGUGGGGGUGUUUUGCUGCAGGAGGGACUGGUGCACUUCACAAAAUAGAUGGCAUCAUGAGGAAGGAAAAUUAUGUGGAUAUAUUGAAGCAAUAUCUCAAGACAUCAGUCAGGAAGUUAAAGCUUGGUCGGAAAUGGGUUUUCCAAAUGGACAAUGACCCCAAGCAUACUUCCGAAGUUGUGGCAAAAUGGCUUAAGGACAACAAAGUCAAGGUAUUGGAGUGGCCAUCACAAAGCCCUGACCUCCAUCCUAUAGAACAUUUGUGGGAAGGACUGAAAAAGCGUGUGCGAGCAAGGAGGCCUACAAACCUGACUCAGUUACACCAGCUCUGUCAGGAGGAAUGGGCCAAAAUUCACCCAACUUAUUGUUGUGGAAGGCUACCCAAAACAUUUGACCCAAGUUAAACAAUUUAAAGGCAAUGCUACCAAAUACUAAUUGAGUGUAUGUAAACUUCUGACCCACUGGGAAUGUGAUAAAAUAAAUAAAAGCUGAAAGAAAUAAUUCUCUCUACUAUUAUUCUGACAUUUCACAUUCUUAAAAUAAAGUGGUGAUCCUAACUGACCUAAAACAGGGAAUAAAACUGAGUUUAAAUGUAUUUGGCUAAGGUGUAUGUAAACUUCAGACUUCAACUGUAUGUGCACCACAUCAUUGCUCUCUCGCUCACUCUGCUGUGUAUGUAUCUUGCUAGCUGUCACUGAAAUGGCGAGCGGCUGAAGCUCAUUGGCUACAACUACAAUUGCUAGGUGGCUGGCGCACGUGAGGGAAAAUAUAGGGAAAAUGGCGCAGAACAGCUUCCAAAAAAAAAACGUCACUUUCAAACUAGGGAUUUCAUGGCUAAUUGAGGAAAAACAGUAAUUCUGCUCAUAGAUUAUGCAUGUAUGAACUACACAUUGACACAUCCAGCCCAAAGCGGAAGGUUGAAAAAAUAUUUACUAAUAAUUAAUUCAAGUCAUUUAAAUGAUUUGUUAAUAUAAUUUUACCAAUUAAAAUAAAUAAAUAACUUAAUAUCUUUCUCAAAAUGUAAGUAUAUUUAUUUAUGAGGAUAAACAAAGAUAGAGAACAUUUAGUGAUUUAAAUAAUUAGAAGUCUGGUUUUAAUCUCCUUGCACUUCCUAUCUUGCCAAGUGCCUCUGUUUUUAGAGGAUUGUGGGUAAUUCACAUUUUUACACAAUGUUGUAUGCACGUUUUAAGAAAGAAAAGUAUACUUCUAUAUUAGUAUUAAGCAGCUUGUUGUGUCAUGAGGUGUAAUGGAUGAUUAACGGAAAUCAAAACCAUUAGGCAAAAUGACGAUCAAUAAUGAGAUGGCCCAUUCCCACAUUUCCAAUUUCUGAUGGUAAAGUAAAAUACAGUAUCCUGCAAUGCUUGUUUUAAAACCUCCAGCUACUGCUGGUGAAUUGAGCACUGUGAUCAACAAUGCCUGUCAAAAUGGGUUAAACUGGUAAAUGAUCAGAUACCUUCUUCGGGAGUAUUUUAAUUGAUGUAUGUAUCUAAUUCUGCACUAGACAGGAUUCGAAACACCAUAAUAGUGUUUUGACGCUUUAGAGAGAGGAAUCGACACCAAAAGAGAAGGGAUCUAAUUCUGCACUAAACAGAAAUUGAAAUACCAACAUAGUGUUUUCAACCUUUUCUGGUAGCACUCCCAGUCCCUGGCAAGGUGUUGCACAACACUUGAUGAUGUGUUUCAAUAUAUCUGCAAAGUUAAAGGGAUACUUCUGGAUUUUGACAAUGAAGCCCUUCAUCUACAGUACUUCCCCAGAGUUAGAUGAACUCAUGGAUACCAUUUUUAUGUCUCUGUAUCCAGUAUGAAGGAAGUUAGAGGUAGUUUGCGAGCCAAUGCUAACUAGUAGUAGACGCAUUGACUGGAAGUCUAUGGUAUCUACUAGCAUGCUAGCAGUUACCAUAGACUUCCAGUCAUUGUGCUAAUACUAGGUAGCAAUUGCGCUAACGCUAGUUAGCAACUUAUUUCAAACUGCACGCAGAGACAAAAAUGGUAUCCACAAGCUCAUCUGACUGUGGGGAAGUAGAUAAAGGGCUUCAUUGCCAAAAUCCUGAAGUAUCCCUUUAAGGUUUGGUCUCCUUUGAGUGAGUGGCUGCUCAGUUGCCACUAGUUUUGGUGUUACAAAGCACUUAAUUUUAACAGUGUGGUUGGUUGCAGACAGUGCCUCACGUUGCUAUAUAAUAGGCCUACCCACCCAUUGUAGUUACGCAAAAUCAGAUUUGGUUUGCAUCAGUGGUUUAUGUGGGACAAUCUCAUAAUAUUUCAGCCAGGUUAUAUCUUGUGACCCAGUCUCCAGUACAUUGAAGGGGGGCGGAGAUGAGAUGGCAGACACAUGCACACACACCCUCUCAGAAUGCCAGCAAUCCAGGGGUGUGUGAGCUGUGAGGGGGAUCGAAAUAGCUUGUACAAGGCAGGUGUCACUUUCAGCCCCGCCAUUCUCGGACACUUACCCCUGACCUUUCAAUGGAAAACCACAGUUGACAUCAGCCCAAUCUGGUUUCAAUGAAAUAGGUCAUCUCUGAGGCUCCACCUGACUCCUCCCCUUAUUGCUCCUUUUGGCAUUAUUCCUCUAAAAUCAAUCUGAUCGUCUGCAGGGCUCUCCUUUUCAUUGACAGGAUAAUAUUGCAAAAUAUAUGUUAUUUAAACCAUCGAAUUUCAGUGUAGGCUGAUAGAUAGGAAGUGUCCUUCUCUCAUAAAUGACCAAUUGUCUAAUUCACACCUCUAUUCUUAAAAUGAUGGUUGCUGCCCUCGUAUUUGGCAGUAAAUUGUGCAUCACAGUGUAUGCAUCAACUGCCACCUUGUGAUCAAUGGAAACCAUCACACCAUCAUUAUACCCCAAGGCAUUAUAUAAAAACCUCAGUGUAUCUAGAUUUCUGUAGUUUUCCACUGCCUCUCAACACUUGGCAUCUGUCUGCAAUGGCGGUUCGCAAUUCAAUCAAUCAAUCAAAUGUAUUUAUAAAGCCCUUUUCACAUCAGCAGAUGUCACAAAGUGCUAUACAGAAACCCAGCCUAAAACCCCAAACAGCAAGCAAUGCAGAUGUAUAAGCACGGUGGCUAGGAAAAACUCCAUAGAAAGGCAGAAACAUAGGAAGAAACCUAGAGAGGAUCCAGGCUCUGAGGGGUGGCCAGUCCCCUUCUGGCUGUGUCGGGUGGAGAUUAUAACAAUUGAGAAGGAUGGGAACAUAGGCUACUGAGUUAUUGUUGGGCAUCUCACACUCACAAGCGUGGAACACAUGAUGAAACUUGUGAUCCUGCGUGUGAGUAGUCAGGGGGUUUGGGGGUCACCUCCCCCUGAAAACCCUUAAAAAGACUGGACUCCUGGGAUAUAGGAUAUAGAUCGAUCCAGUCACGUGGGUCUUCAUUACACUACUGUAUGCAGCCCUGAGAGGAGAAAAGCUGGGAUAAAGAAGUGGGGCAGUGCAAAAAGUGUGGGUGGUGGGGGGCAUGGAAAACCCCCUAUUAAUAAAUGGGUUCUGUAGUUAACUGAACUCUGAAACCUUUUGAGUGAAAGCUGCCAUCCUAUGUGGGAUGUUAGGGAAGUAAGUAAGUAGCCUUGUUUGAGCUAUAUAGGGCAGGAUUAUAUCUCCUAUUUCUGUAGCUUUAGGCUGCUUGAUGUACAAGUACACCCUAGUCGUAAAGAGAAUCUCCAAAAGAGCUUGCUUUAUCAAGGUCAUUAGGCCACGGCAUCAGCUACCGAUACACUUGUGGCUGUUAUUUUCCACUGUUAGAUGUGGUAUCUUAUAUCACUACCCCCUGACACUGGAAACCCUUGCCAAUCUCAGGUUCUCUGCCAAUGGCUCUAACUUGAUUUUGACUAGAUGGGAUGCAGCUAAUGUCAGAAGUGACUUUUCGUAGCAGGUUAGGAGAACUUACGCAGCAGGUUUGGAGAAUUAGGCUAAGGUUAAGAAAAGAGUUAGGGUUAACUAAAAUGCUAAAAUUCUCCCAGAAGCGACUUGAACAAGCAACUUUUGAUGUCACUUUGACAUUAACUGCAUCCCUUCUAGCCACGACCCUCUAACUCAUGUCAAACUCAUUCCACGGAGGGCCGAGUGUCUGCGAGUUUUUGCUCCACCUUCGUACUUGAUUGAUCAAUUAAGGUCACUAAUUAGUAAGGAACUCCCCUCACCUGGUUGUCUAGGUGUAACACCCCUGCUCUAACUCUUCAGAGAAAUGACGAGUGAAUGGAAGGUAAAGGGAAAACGCAAAGAUCAGGAGGAAGGCGUAUCCACUUGCAUUUCCAAGAGUGAUCAUGAGGUUUAUGUCUUGUGCUAUAGUAUAAGAUUAUCGUGGCUUCCAUCUUGUAGGCUAUUACUCAACACAGUGACCAACACUCCACUCCACCAACGUGUGAGAUGUGACAGUAAGGCUCUGUGAGUCAUGCUUUGUGUAGGCCUAUAGUGCAUUCGGAAAGUAUUCAGACCCCUUGACUUUUUCCACAUUUUGUUAUGUUUUCCUCAUCAAUCUACACACAAUACCCCAUAAUGACAAAGCAAAAACAGGUUUUUAGACAUUUUUGCUAAUUUAUAAAAAAUAAAAAACGGAAAUAUCACAUUUACAUAAGUAUUCAGACCUUUUACUCAGUACUUUGUUGAAGCACCUUUGGCAGCGAUUACAGCCUCGAGUCUUCUUGGGUAUGACGUUACAAACUUGGCACACCUGUAUUUGGGGAUUUUCUCCCAUUCUUCUCUGCAGAUCCUCUCAAGCUCUGUCUGGUUGGAUGGGGAGCGUCGCUGCACAGCUAUUUUCAGGUCUCUCCAGAGAUGUUCGAUCAGGUUCAAGUCCGGGCUCUGGCUGGGCCACUCAAGGACAUUGAGAGACUUGUCCCAAAGCCACUCCUGCAUUGUCUUGGCUGUGUGCUUAGGGUCGUUGUCCUGUUGGAAGUUGAACCUUCGACCCAGUCUGAGGUCCUGAGCACUCUGGAGCAGGUUUUCAUUAAGGAUCUCUCUGUACUUUGCUCCGUUCAUCUUUCCCUCGAUCCUGACUAGUCUCCCAGUCCAUGCUGCUGAAAAACAUCCCCACAGCAUGAUGCUGCCACCACCAUGCUUCACCGUAGGGAUGGUGCCAGGUUUCCUCCAGACGUGACGCUUGCCAUUCAGGCCAGAGAGUUCAAUCUUGGUUUCAUCAGACCAGAGAAUCUUGUUUCUCAUGGAUUGAGAGUCCUUUAAGUGCCUUUUGGCAAACUCUAAGCAGGCUGUCAUGUGCCUUUUACUGAGGAGUGGCUUCCGUCUAGCCACUCUACCAUAAAGGCCUGAUUGGUGGAGUGCUGCAGAGAUGGUUGUCCUUCUGGAAGGUUCUCCCAUCUCCACAGAGGAACUCUGGAGCGCUGUCAGAGUGACCAUCGGGUUCUUGGUCACCUCCCUGACCAAGGCCCUUCUCCCCCGAUUGCUCAAUUUGGCCGGGCAGCCAGCUCUAGGUAGAGUCUUGGUGAUUCCAAUCUUCUUCCAUUUAAGAAUGAUGGAGGCCACUGUGUUCUUGGGGACCUUCAAUGCUGCAGACAUUUUUUGGUACACUUCCCCAGAUAUGUGCCUCAAUACAAUCCUGUCUCGGAGCUCUACGGACAGUUCCUUUGACCUCAUGGCUUGGUUUUUGCUCUGACAUGCACUGUCAACUGUGAGACCUUAUAUAGACAGGUGUCUGCCUUUCCAAAUCAUGUCCAAUCAAUUGAAUGUACCACAGGUGGACUCCAAUCAAGUUGUAGAAACAUCUCAAGGAUGAUAAGUUUAGUUUUAAACUAAUAUUUAAAACUCCUUGCACACAGAACACCCAGCUGGUGACGGUGAUAACUGAGUAGAACAAUACUUCUCAAUUUCGAGUCUCAUAGCAAAGUGUCUGAAUACUUAUGUAAAUAAGGUAUUUCUGUUUUUUAUUUUUAAUACAUUUGUAAAAAUGUCUAAAAACCUUUUUAUGGGGAAUUGUGUGUAGAUUGAUGAGAAAAAAUAAAUAAUUUAAUCCAUUUUAGAAUAAGGCUGUAACGUAACAAAAUGUAGAAAAAGGGAAGGGGUCUGAAUACUUUCUGAAUGCACUGUAUGUCUUGUGUUCUACAAAACACUAACAUAAGAUCAUGCUGAUCAAAUGUAUAUUUACAUUUAUCUUUACAAUAAGAUCAUGAGUGUCUUCAUUGCAGUGCCAUUGGUUAACAGUCAUGUUAUAUCUUUGCUUUCAGUAUGGAGGAUUCUGACUACUUUGCACAGUUCCCAGAGAAGGGUGAAGGUAAAGCAGGACUGCUGCAUAUGAGUAUCACACAGAGUUAUUACAAAGUUGUAAAAGGAUGAAACAUAAAAGCGAGUAAGGAGACAUUUUUAGAUCCUUAUAUUCACUUUUUCAAUCAUACCAGGCGACCUCUCAGGCCAGUCCAAUACAUCCAAUGUAUGUUAAUAGAGUUUUUUAGAGUUAAUAGAGUUUUACAUGAAACACAGUAAGUGUAUAUUUAGAAUAAUGGGUCGGUGUGAUUGACUUUUGACCUUUGUUUUUGAAGAUGAACCGGUGACUAAGCCAGUGCCAGAUAUGGUGAAGCCCAGUCCUGAGUGCCCAGUCAUUCUUCAACCAGAGCUUGACUUAGAGGUAAGGGUGGAAUAACUCAUCAGUAUUUCUUACCAGUUAUCUUUGAACUUGUAUAUAUUUAUACUACAUUCUCUAUGUUGUACAUUUCAUCCUGAUCCAUUUAGGGAUGACACACUCUCGGUUGUAAAAGUGUAGAGGAGCACUUUGUGUACAGUUAAAGGAAUGCCAUUGGAUAUGCACAUCUUAGGCCUCCUACGUGUUUGGAACAGUUUGUCAUCGUGAGGAUGAGGAUAUAGUGGGGCACACACCAUCAAAGGCAUUGUUGUGAUAACGUUAGUACAAUGUUGCUACUAGUAUAAUAACAGGGUUACCGUACAGUUACAGCAACUUAAUAUGAAGUGUAAACCGGUAGAUACAGUAUAACGGAACUGCAGAAAUGAUUUGUAAGAAUGGUCAUAAACAUGUGCAUGCCUAUUUCAUCAGCUAAUUGAAUGGAAUGGCAAUAUGGGUAUGAAUGAAUGUGGCACAUAGCUAGCAGAGCCAUAGAUGUAUGAAUAUGUAGUUAAUGCCUUCCCCUCAGCAGAAAUGAAAUCAUAAACUUCACUGCAAUUUUCAUGCAUAUAAUCUCAUGCAUGUUUAGCUAUCCCGGAGUGUGUUGGUUCAUGUUACAGUUGAAUGUUCCAGGUUAAAUAACUAGGCCUAUGUUAUUUUAUAAAAUGAUGGCUGAAUCCUAACUUGAGAGCUGUACUUCCAACUAAAACUUUCACAUAAAUCUCCCAUUGACAUCAAUGCAUGAAAGUGCAAGUUCAUUAGAUCUUAGGUUUCAGCCAAUAUUGGAUUUAUCAUUCAUUAGGGCAUAACAUUAUUAUAUUCGAAUAGUUCUUAAUUUUGCAUGCGACAACAAGUAGUGGAAAAUAUGUUCUGUUACUAAAUAUGGGCGAAUUGACUAAAAAAGUUCAUUUCAAACUCUAAUAUAUUUUUUUCUCCAAUGACAAUUAAUUUCACAGCUCAUUGAAGCUUCAGCCACAACUUAGGUAAUGUGCACGCUGAUGGCCACAAACUGCAUGAGCUGUUUUCGCUACUUGUAUCAUUUGUCUUUCAGUUCUUAUUAGGGUUGAAUGGUGGGAACCCGGUUACCGAGAUUUACCGGAAUUUACCACUCAAAACCACUCCCUUUUUGCAGGAUAAAUAACUGGGAUAAAUAACUGUGAGAAACCGGUAAAUUAUAAGAAAGUAUUUAUAGGAACAGCAUAGCGUGAAAUGGAACUGUUAAAUUACAGUGGGGAGAACAAGUAUUUGAUACACUGCCGAUUUUGCAGGUUUUCCUACUUAUAAAGCAUGUAGAGGUCUGUCAUUGUUAUCAUAGGUACACUUCAACUGUGAGAGAAGGAAUCUAAAACAAAAAUCCAGAAAAUCACAUUGUAUGAUCUUUAAGUAAUUAAUUUGCAUUUUAUUGCAUGACAUAAGUAUUUGAUACAUCAGAAAAGCAGAACUUAAUAUUUGGAACAGAAACCUUUGUUUGCAAUUACAGAGAUCAUACGUUUCCUGUAGGUCUUGACCAGGUUUGCACACACUGCAGCAGGGAUUUUGGCCCACUCCUCCAUACAGACCUUCUCCAGAUCCUUCAGGUUUCGGGGCUGUCGCUGGGCAAUACGGACUUUCAGCUCCCUCCAAAGAUUUUGUAUUGGGUUCAGGUCUGGAGACUGGCUAGGCCACUCCAGGACCUUGAGAUGCUUCUUACGGAGCCACUCCUUAGUUGCCCUGGCUGUGUGUUUCGGGUUGUUGUCAUGCUGGAAGACCCAGCCACGACCCAUCUUCAAUGCUCUUACUGAGGGAAGGAGGUUGUUGGCCAAGAUCUCGCGAUACAUGACCCCAUCCAUCCUCCCCUCAAUACGGUGCAGUCGUGUCCUGUCCCCUUUGCAGAAAAGCAUCCCCAAAGAAUGAGGUUUCCACCUCCAUGCUUCACGGUUGGGAUGGUGUUCUUGGGGUUGUACUCAUCCUUCUUCUUCCUCCAAACACGGCGAGUGGAGUUUAGACCACAAAGCUCUAUUUUAGUCUCAUCAGACCACAUGACCUUCUCCCAUUCCUCCUCUGGAUCAUCCAGAUGGUCAUUGGCAAACUUCAGACGGGCCUGGACAUGCGCUGGCUUGAGCAGAGGGACCUUGCGUGCGCUGCAGGAUUUUAAUCCAUGACGGCGUAGUGUGUUACUAAUGGUUUUCUUUGAGACUGUGGUCCCAGCUCUCUUCAGGUCAUUGACCAGGUCCUGCCGUGUAGUUCUGGGCUGAUCCCUCACCUUCCUCAUGAUCAUUGAUGCCCCACGAGGUGAGAUCUUGCAUGGAGCCCCAGACCGAGGGUGAUUGACCGUCAUCUUGAACUUCUUCCAUUUUCUAAUAAUUGUGCCAACAGUUGUUGCCUUCUCACCAAGCUGCUUGCCUAUUGACCUGUAGCCCAUCCCAGCCUUGUGCAGGUCUACAAUUUUAUCCCUGAUGUCCUUACACAGCUCUCUGGUCUUGGCCAUUGUGGAGAGGUUGGAGUCUGUUUGAUUGAGUGUGUGGACAGGUCUUUUAUACAGGUAACGAGUUCAAACAGGUGCAGUUAAUACAGGUAAUGAGUGGAGAACAGGAGGGCUUCUUAAAGACAAACUAACAGGUCUGUAAGAGCCGGAAUUCUUACUGGUUGGUAGAUGAUCAAAUACUUAUGUCAUGCAAUAAAAUGCAAAUUAAUUACUUAAAAAUCAUACAAUGUGAUUUGCUGGAUUUUUGUUUUAGAUUCCGUCUCUCACAGUUGAAGUGUACCUAUGAUAAAAAUUACAGACCUCUACAAGUAGGAAAACCUGCAAAAUCGGCAGUGUAUCAAAUACUUGUUCUCCCCACUGUAUGUGUCAGCCUACUAAUUAUACAAAUAGGCCCUAUUAUAUUUCAAAAUUAAAAUCAAAUUAGCUAGUCUAUACUUGUAACUUUGUAUGCCGCAUGUGCUGCACCAGAAUCGCAUGUUCUUUUCUGCUUUAUCAUGGUUUGAACAAUGUGCGUAAUUCCAGUCCAUAUAAUACAGUAUAAUACAGUACAGUAAUACAGUUCACACUCAAAAAGACUAGCCUACUGGAGCUAGUUUCUUUAUUUACCCAAGAGAGCAUAUAGCUAUCUAUAUCUAUGGGUUUUUCUGUUGUGCGUAAUGUGCAGUAGCCUAUAUCAUAUACAGUAUGUAUUGAAUAAUGGCACAAUCAUUUGGGCAUUUUUGGGCUUGGGCUCAUUAAAGGUUGUUAAUAUAGGGCUCAUAAAAUGUAUUUAAUAUAUGGCUCAUCAGGGUCAGGUAGCAUCAGGUUUGAAUUUUCAUGCUGGUCAAAGCUCUAAUCAAAUCCAGACAUAUUUAUAUGCUUUAAAAUGCUUUUAAUUACACUUCCGGAUUUGGCGGGAAAUACUGGGUUACCUGGGAGAAAAGUGAUUUAUUCUCGGGAUGGAACAUUUGUAAAAUACCGGGAAAAUAUUCAACCCUAGUUCUUAUUCACCAUGUGUGCAUGAUUUUGCAUCGGAGUUUGAGCGUUUCAUCAUUAACCACCUAUUUCUCAAGACUGUAGUUUUAAAAUAACACAAAUGUCUCAGUCAUGACAGACGAUCUUCCUGUAGCAGUAGCCAUUCUAUUGUAGUAUAACAGUAGCCUACCAGUGGAGGCUGCUGAGGGGAGGACGGCUGAUAAUAAUGGCUGGAAUAGAGUUGAUGGAAUGGUAUCAAACACAGUUUUCAUGUGUUUGAUACCAUUCCAUUCACUCCAUUCCAGCCAGAACACUCCGUUCCAGCCCUCAGCAGCCUCCACUGUAGCCUACAUACAAUACAUUUACUGAUAUUCUUCUAAAGAAUAUAAAUCUAAGGGUAUCAUGCCUUAGUAAUUUGAAUUAACAAAUUAUCCAUCUACUUGGUAUGGAUGUUUCAAUGAGUGUCAUGUGAGCGUUUACUUAAUCUAAAACAUAUGGUUUUAUCUAUACCGUCUGUAUAUGUGUGUGCGUGUUUCUUUAGAAGCCAUUUAUUUAAUGUUUCAUCCUUGUCAUCCACUGUCCUCCUAAUGAACAAUUGCCAUAUUUUAAUGUCUUGAAGAUCAUUAAUAGUGUUUGGGGGGAGGGGGAAGGGGGAAGGGGGAGAGAGUUGCUCAGUCUUCCAUUGAGGGUAAGUGUAAUUGAUAAUUUUGUGCCAUUUAUUUUGGGUGAACAGAUAGUAUUUAUUUUGGAUGGACUUAUUUGCUUUGGAUUUCAGAAUAACACAUAAUUAUGUUGGAUUUUAGAUUGAUAGAUAAUUAUUUUGGAUGUUGAUUGCUGUCAGUAUAUUUUGUCUCCUACAUAAAUGCAUGGGUCAUGUAAACAUAAAUCUGACCUUUUAUGAUAUGUCCUCCACAAUGUUUUAUAACAUCAGCAUAGAUUCCAAACUUUCAGUAUGCAUUGAGUUGCUUUUUCUCUGUGGUGAUAUUAGUGUGCAACACAAUUCGUGACUAGUCCCUGUGCCUCAAAGCUAGCCUGGUACCAGAUCUACAGUAUUUGUGCUGUAUAUCUAACUCCUAGGUUCUUUGUCAUGUCAAACAAUGACCUUAGGAGUUGGCUGCACAGCACAAACAGAUCUGGGAGCUCCCAUGGCCGUCACUGUAAUUUCUUUAUUUUUGUGUUAUUCAUACAGACUGCCGAUGACAUAACCAGUUCUCCUCUCCCAGCCAACCUAGACCUUCCAUUAGCAGAUGGAACACUGUCCAGUGCCACUGUAUCCAUGGGUAAACAAUCACCUCAUGUGUCUUCCACAUCCACAACACAAGCCAAUGAAGUGUUAUCCAUACCUGUAGCAUCCGAAGCCAACCAACUGACAACUGAACCAGAGCCUUCACGGGAACUGGACUGUGAAUUACUAAAACUGGAUUGUGAAAUAUCGAAACUGGACUUUGAAUUAAAAGAACAUGUUCCAACACCACUCAACAUCAGCAUUGCUGAAGCAUCAGAUGACAAGGAGGAGGAGGAAAAGGGAGGAACCUUCCAGGAGGAGCCCAAAGAUAGUAGUCCACCCACACCUCUGCAUGUUCCUUCACCUCUCCCCAGCAAUAUGGAUGAAGUCUCAGAUGGUGAGAAAGAGAAGGAGGAGGAUAGUAGUCCCUCUACAAACCUGCACAUUCUAACACCACCUCAUGUCAGCAUUGCUGAAGCAUCAAAUGACGAGAAUGAGGAAAAGGGAGGAACCUUCCAGGAGGAGCCCAAAGAUAGUAGUUCCUCCACACCUCUGAGCUCGUCUCCAACACUUCUCCACAGCAGCAUGACUGAAGCCUCAGAUGUUGAUGAGGAGGAAAAAGAGGAGGAGGAGGAGGGAGGAACCUUCACUCUGAAACACACACAACCACACACCGAACUUGACCCACCUCACACGGAGAUCCAAGCCAACGUGCCUUCUUCACUGGAAGAUGUUUUAUAUCAGAGUGUGCUUUCCGCAACACCGGAUGUAGUGGUGGGGGAGUUGGUGGAGGAGGAGGAGGAGAAUGUAGAGGAAAAGGAGGUGGAGAAGGAGGUGCCGGAGCAGGGGUCAAAGGUGGAGGUGGAUCCAAGGCAGGAAGCAGAGAAAGAUGCUGAGGAGGAAAACGAGAAGUCCUUCAGAAUUCAGGAGCCAAGCACCAGCUCCUCAAGUUGCCUAGAACAUCCCUCAGACCCCACCCACUGUGAGCUCAGCAGAGCUGAGGACGGUACCAAAUCCCAGAUAAAGGUUUCCGCUAAGGCCUCCCCAUCUCUCCCUGAAGAGUCUGAUGAUAAUCAGCUGACAUUAAUGGAUGACGGCAUGGCCAGAGAAGAUGGAGUCCUGAUGAUAGAGGCUGUAGGGCCCAAGCUAGAGAGCUCCCAGGCAGGUGGCGAAGUAGGUGUAGGUGUAGUAGCCACCUGUCCGUGGCACCCUCCCAUGGUGACCGUGACACACCUUGGACCCACAGGAGAGGACAGAAUGACCAGCCACACUGCUGAGCCGCCCAAUGACGUCUCACAGAUGUCCCCCCUUGCAUCUCACCAGCGCUUCAAGCGAGGGGUGGCAGCCGGACUGAGCGAGCUGGCAGCUGUGCUCUCUGAGGACUCAGGCGGCUCUAAGCAGCAGGAUGACAUCACUGCUAGUGCACACACCUCUCCUGGGUUGGAGAGCCAGUCACCUCUGGGAGUUCAGCGCAAAACCGUUUAUUUAGCAGUCACAGAGAACAUCUCAGAGUCAUCCAUGACCAUCACCCAAGAUGGUACUAGCAGUUCAAAUGAGGAAGACGCUAUUAUGGCGGACGAAGAGGAGGAGUCUUUCCGGGUUUCCUCAGAAACAGGUCUACCAAGCAGAUCAUCAGAGGCUCAGAUCACCAAGCCCCUAACCCCCCAGGCUGAACCGACCCUGGACAGGACUCUGAUCCCAUCCAUCGUGUUCCUGAGUGUGGCCAUUGGCCUCGUCGUCGGGCUUCACGAACCCAGCACCUUCCUCUUCAUGGGACUAUUCUUUGUCUCCCUCUGUUUCUGA